AUGUCUGUUAUCUUGAAUAUAAUUUGGUAGCGAUAAAAGUAAAAACGCACGUUUAUCUAACGUGUAAUAAAAAAAUUACUCGUAUGUAUAACACGUAAUAGAUUUUUGUAAUUAUUAUUAAUAUUUUACUUACACGUUGGCAUUGUUAUUAAUGCUUUCACUUAGAAUAAAACAAUUUGUAACGUUUUCUUCAACGUCAUUGAAAAAAUACUUGCAAUUCAAGAUGAAUAAUGAAAAUUCCACCAGUAUUCAUUCUGAUAUAAAUGCAGAGAUUCAUAAUAUUCCGAUGAGCGUGCUUAUUCGACCAAUUCCUCCAAUUGUCGAUGAAGAGAAGGUACAAAGCUUAAUGGAUACGUUGAACAAUCCUGAAACAGAAUCAUUGGUACCGCCAAUCGAUGUUUUGUGGAUUAAAGGGAGCGAAGGCGGUGAUUAUUAUUAUUCUUUUGGUGGAUGUCAUCGAUAUACAGCUCAUAAAAGACUUGGGAAACCAUUCAUAAGAGUGAAAUUAGUACAAUCUACAAUAACAGACUUAAAAUCUUAUUUAGGUGGUUCUACUCCCAAUUUAAAAUAGCCAUACGUAUUGCCGUUUAAAUUUAACAAAAGUAGUAUUUGUACAAAAAAUUAAAUGAUUUAUGUAAGUUUAA
Molecule: messenger RNA, 644 nt
Organism: Frieseomelitta varia
Lineage: Eukaryota; Metazoa; Arthropoda; Insecta; Hymenoptera; Apidae
Product: sulfiredoxin-1
Exons: 3
Coding region: 152-571 (139 amino acids)
Biological process (GO): cellular response to oxidative stress
Cellular component (GO): cytoplasm
Molecular function (GO): sulfiredoxin activity
Source: RefSeq, a predicted model, not a curated record